Anopheles merus is the source of this 5533-nucleotide messenger RNA. It is a transcript of the gene Atpalpha, whose product is annotated as sodium/potassium-transporting ATPase subunit alpha. Gene Ontology annotation, molecular function: P-type sodium:potassium-exchanging transporter activity; ATP hydrolysis activity; ATP binding. Gene Ontology annotation, biological process: proton transmembrane transport; intracellular sodium ion homeostasis; sodium ion export across plasma membrane. The transcript is spliced from 12 exons. The record is from RefSeq and is a predicted model, not a curated record. The coding region runs from base 649 to 3753 and encodes 1034 amino acids. NCBI's taxonomy places the organism in Eukaryota, Metazoa, Arthropoda, Insecta, Diptera, Culicidae. Gene Ontology annotation, cellular component: membrane.
CCGCACCGAUGCUGCUCAGUUGAGCGCCGUGCCUGAUCGAAGAAGGUCGCGUUUUAACUGGUGUGUUCCGACUCGAUCCGACCACAGCCCUUCCCUUCCGGUUGCAGGACUGGUUCGCCCCUCAGCGCGCACAGUUUGUGCCGUGACCGUGAGCGUCCCGUUGUGCGUGUGUGUGUGCGGUGUGUCGCGGCUUUCGUGUGCGCGUGUACGGUGCGCACUGGCGUGAGUGUGUGCGUGCAGCAGCGCUCUGUGUCUGUGUGCUUGGGGUUUGUGUGCCGGAUAGCAGCCGGAGUGACCCACUGUUAGUGGGUGUGUGUGUGUGUGCUUUAGUGAGUGUGUGUGUGUGUGUGCGAUUUGCACACAUCUACACUUCCUUCGUGUGCGGGUCUGUGUGCGUGUGUGGCUGUUAGUGCCACCCACCCUCAGCAGAGCAGAGUCGUCUCCCUCCUGCGAUACUUGCGGGAGGUUGGAAAAGCCAAGCACCACAUCAGCGUUGCGGAAAAGUCUUUCAGCCGAAGUAUCCAAUAGUAGUGUGCGAGAAGUGGCUGGUGAAAGCACACUGGCUCUAUACUCUUACAGCUGGUAGCGCUGCUUGUCCGUGUUUGUCCUUCACUUCCCGCCAGGCAUUAGAGCAAGAGGGCACACACAAUGCCUCAGACCGGUAGGACGGACUCGUACCGUGUGGCCACGGUGGCCCCACUUAAGGAUGACAAUCGCACAGCCGAUGGCCAGUUUAAGUCAAGACGCAAAAUGCCGCCAAAAAAGAAAACUGAUUUAGAUGAUCUGAAGCAGGAGCUUGACAUCGAUUACCACAAGAUCACACCGGAGGAACUGUACCAGCGACUACAGACACAUCCGGAAAAUGGUCUGAGUCACGCAAAAGCCAAGGAGAAUUUGGAACGCGAUGGACCAAACGCCCUGACCCCACCCAAACAGACGCCCGAAUGGGUCAAGUUCUGUAAGAAUCUCUUCGGCGGUUUCGCUCUGCUCCUGUGGAUCGGUGCCAUCCUGUGUUUCAUCGCUUACUCGAUCCAGGCCAGUACCGUCGAGGAACCGGCCGACGAUAACCUGUAUCUCGGAAUCGUGCUGGCCGCUGUCGUGAUAGUUACCGGCAUCUUCUCAUACUACCAGGAAUCGAAAAGUUCGAAAAUCAUGGAAUCGUUCAAGAACAUGGUACCCCAGUUCGCUACCGUUCUGCGCGAGGGUGAGAAGCUGACGCUGCGCGCCGAAGAUCUGGUCAUCGGUGACGUCGUAGAGGUCAAGUUCGGCGACAGGAUACCGGCUGAUAUUCGCAUCAUCGAAGCGCGUAACUUCAAGGUGGACAACUCUUCCCUGACUGGUGAAUCCGAGCCGCAGUCCCGUGGACCCGAUUUCACCCAUGAAAACCCGCUGGAAACCAAGAAUUUGGCCUUCUUCUCGACCAACGCCGUGGAAGGAACUGCUAAGGGUGUUGUCAUCAGCUGCGGUGAUUUCACCGUCAUGGGACGUAUUGCUGGUUUGGCCUCGGGUCUGGACACUGGAGAGACUCCAAUCGCUAAGGAAAUUCACCAUUUCAUUCAUCUGAUCACGGGUGUCGCUGUGUUCCUCGGUGUGACCUUCUUCGUCAUCGCGUUCAUCCUCGGAUAUCACUGGCUGGAUGCUGUCAUCUUCCUGAUCGGUAUCAUUGUCGCCAACGUGCCGGAGGGUCUGCUGGCCACCGUCACCGUGUGUCUGACGCUCACUGCCAAACGUAUGGCCUCGAAGAACUGUCUGGUCAAGAAUCUGGAAGCCGUCGAGACGCUCGGCUCGACCUCCACCAUCUGCUCGGAUAAGACCGGUACGCUGACGCAGAACCGCAUGACUGUCGCGCAUAUGUGGUUCGACAACCAGAUCAUCGAAGCCGAUACCACUGAGGAUCAGAGCGGCGUGCAGUACGACCGCACCAGCCCCGGUUUCAAGGCUCUGUCGCGCAUCGCUUCGCUCUGCAACCGUGCCGAAUUCAAGGGCGGCCAGGAUGGUGUUCCAAUUCUGAAGAAGGAAGUUAGCGGCGAUGCCUCGGAAGCUGCUCUGCUCAAGUGUAUGGAACUGGCCCUCGGCGACGUGUUGAGCAUCCGCAAGCGCAACAAGAAGGUUUGCGAAAUUCCGUUCAACUCCACCAACAAGUACCAGGUGUCGAUCCACGAGACGGAGGAUCCCAGCGAUCCGCGCUACCUGCUGGUCAUGAAGGGUGCCCCGGAGCGUAUCUUGGAGCGCUGCUCGACCAUCUUCAUCAACGGCAAGGAGAAGCUGAUGGACGAAGAGAUGAAGGAAGCGUUCAACAAUGCCUACCUGGAGCUGGGCGGUCUCGGCGAGCGUGUGCUCGGAUUCUGUGACUUCAUGCUGCCUUCGGACAAGUACCCGGUCGGCUUCAAGUUCAACUCGGACGACGUGAACUUCCAGGUCGAUAAUCUGCGCUUCGUCGGUCUGAUGUCCAUGAUUGAUCCGCCUCGUGCCGCUGUCCCGGAUGCCGUGGCCAAGUGCCGUUCGGCCGGUAUCAAGGUUAUCAUGGUUACUGGUGAUCACCCGAUCACGGCCAAGGCUAUCGCCAAGUCGGUCGGUAUCAUCUCGGAGGGCAACGAAACCGUGGAGGACAUUGCCCAGCGUCUGAACAUCCCGGUGUCGGAAGUGAACCCGCGUGAGGCGAAGGCCGCCGUCGUGCACGGUUCGGAGCUGCGCGAUCUGUCGUCGGACCAGCUGGAUGAGAUUCUGCGCUACCAUACGGAAAUUGUGUUUGCUCGUACCUCCCCGCAGCAGAAGCUGAUCAUCGUGGAAGGUUGCCAGCGCAUGGGUGCCAUUGUGGCUGUAACUGGUGACGGUGUGAACGAUUCGCCCGCCUUGAAGAAGGCUGACAUUGGUGUUGCUAUGGGUAUUGCCGGUUCGGAUGUGUCGAAGCAGGCUGCUGACAUGAUUCUGCUUGAUGAUAACUUCGCUUCGAUUGUUACUGGUGUCGAGGAAGGUCGUCUGAUUUUCGAUAACUUGAAGAAAUCGAUCGCCUACACGCUGACAUCUAACAUUCCGGAAAUCUCGCCCUUCCUGGCAUUCAUCUUGUGCGACAUUCCGCUACCGCUCGGCACUGUCACUAUUCUGUGUAUCGAUUUGGGCACGGACAUGGUACCUGCCAUUUCGCUAGCCUACGAACAUGCAGAGUCCGAUAUCAUGAAACGACCACCCCGUGAUCCCUUCAACGAUAAACUUGUCAAUGAGAGACUUAUCUCGAUGGCUUACGGUCAGAUCGGUAUGAUUCAGGCUGCGGCCGGUUUCUUCGUGUACUUCGUCAUCAUGGCUGAGAACGGAUUCCUGCCGCUGAAGCUGUUCGGUCUCCGCAAGAGCUGGGACUCGAAAGCCAUCAACGAUCUCACCGACUCGUACGGUCAGGAAUGGACCUACCGCGAUCGCAAGACCCUCGAGUUCACCUGCCACACCGCGUUCUUCGUGUCGAUCGUCGUCGUACAGUGGGCCGAUUUGAUCAUCUGUAAGACUCGCCGUAACUCGAUUUUCCACCAGGGCAUGAGAAACUGGGCCCUCAACUUUGGUCUCGUGUUCGAAACGGUGCUGGCUGCCAUCCUGUCCUACACGCCGGGCAUGGACAAGGGUCUGCGCAUGUACCCACUGAAAUUCGUUUGGUGGCUACCAGCUUUACCGUUCAGCUUGUCCAUCUUCGUGUAUGACGAAAUUCGUCGCUUCUACUUGAGACGCAAUCCAGGCGGCUGGCUAGAGCAAGAAACGUACUAUUAGGUCAACAAAUUUAUAUUUAAAAAGAUUAAUUAAAACAAAACCAACAAAAACCAACUCCCCCGCCCCCUGCACACACACACACAAACAAACACACAGACACGUACACAAUACACGGACACGGAAACACAUGCAUACUCUAUACAUAAACAACCAUACACACACACAUACACAUAAACAUUAUGUGCAAUCCCAGAAACACAAGCCUCACACACACAAUAACACUCCACGAACCACCAGGAGCCUGGUCGGAUGAAGGGAGAAAGAUUGUGCGAGCGCCGCCACUACAUAGAGAGAGAGCAUGAGCGAUUUAGUACCGAUGCAACAACUACAACAACACCAUCCCCACACACACACACACACACAAAUACACACACACAUUAUAAUAAAUCCAAUAUAAAGAAGAAAAAACCCCGACCGUGGGGGCCGAGUUUGCGAGCAAAAAACCAAGCUCGAAGCGCAAAGCAAAACAAACAAAAAACCCAGAUUAAAGCAUAAGCAUUAAUACGAAACGAAUAUAAGUAGUACGACGGUUAAGGUGAAGUUUUAGCACCGGACGAGCACGCGGUAGGGAAUAGCAAAAGGAAAAGAAAAAGUGGUAGGAGAACGCUAGCUAGCCCCCACUUUCACCUCAAUCCUCCCCACCCGCCCCAUAGUGUAACACGAGACACGAAGCAGACCAGUAAAGCGGCAUUCCCGGUUCCGCCGGAACCGCGCCCGCUCCAAAUCCCACCUGCACAGGAGAGCGGUGGCGCGUGCGGCAAGCAGAGCGGAGCGCUCUGGUGCUCGCUGUGAGCGGAUGGAAUCGGAGUGGGUGGUGGUGGUGGUGGUAGUGGUAGUGGGUGGUGCGAAGUGGCCAGCCAGACAGACAGUCAGACAGACAGGCACAAAGUGCGCAAUGUAGGGUCGUCGUCGUCGUCCCCCGUAUAUGUGUACCGGCCCGAGAGCGCGCGCCCGAGUGUAAAACAUCAAAAAACAUUUAAAAAAAAACAAACAAACAACGGAGGCAUCCUUGCUUUGGCCACACUGGCGCUUAAUAAACACUGUGUUUGCGGGACGGAAACACACCACCACGCACACGAUUCGACGCUUUGACAAAUGUGGGAGAGAGAGAGAGAGAGCGAGAGAGCAACAAAAACAAAGGUGUGACACACAUAGUUGAGAACGGAAGCUGUAGAUCUGUUGUUGUUUCGCGGCCGACGUUCGGCGUCGCAGGUUUGGUUUUUGCUGCUGGUUGUUGUCUUGUUUGCUUUGUCGUUUGUCGUUCGUUGCUACACACUCUGCCACUACUGCCAUUCGCAAUGCAGGAAGUUACAUUUUUUCGUGCCGAUUUUCGUACCGGCAAAAAAAAAAAACAAAAAAACUCCUUCGUCGGCGCGCAGGUUUUCCUGGCUCGCAUUCAAUUCUGAAUGUUUAAAACAUUGCAUGUAAGGGUGUCUGUGUGUGUGUGUGCGUGUGUUUGGUUGUGUGUGAGUGUGUGCACGCACUUCGUUGCAAAAUCACGAAACCACAGGCUCCUUGAUCGCCGAAGCGGCGGAAUAGAGUAAGACAGGUGGCACCAUAGAAGCAAACACGCGCGAAUAUUCUGUCUGUGUGUGCGUGGGUGUGUGUGUGUAUGCGUGUUUUAGGAUACUUGUAGUAAGGAUAAUAUUCAAACCACAGCAACACCAACCCCAUUUGCGUUGAGCAUAAACAAACAGCAACAAAACUCACAGUUCUGUGCGGCAGAACAAAUCGCAUGCUUCUUUCACACACAAUGCGCAGAACGAAGUCCGCGCAAGUU